This is a messenger RNA of Lecanosticta acicola, 513 nucleotides long. Lineage: Eukaryota; Fungi; Ascomycota; Dothideomycetes; Mycosphaerellales; Mycosphaerellaceae. The record is from the annotation of a GenBank genome assembly.
AUGUCUGGACAUACCACCACCACCACGAUGGACACAAUGGACACAAUCUACUCCACCAUCAUCGUCCAACGCGCCCCUUCAACCUUUCAAACCUCCCUCCUCCCAACCAUGACCUCCACCACCAGCAGCAGCAGCAGCAGCAGCAGCGACUUCAUGAUCAAAGCAGCCGCAGCAACUCCCGAGGAGAAGAAGACAACCACCCGUCUCACCGAAUCCAAAACUGCUGCCGCCCCUACAAUCACCGUCUUCAAGACCAACACCACCCAAACCUCCGAGCUCGCACGACUCCAAACCGAAAAGCACGAAUGGCAACACCUCCAUCUCGCCCUCGGACUCACCAUCAUGGCGCUCGUGCUCUUGAUUGCAUUUUAUGUCGGAGUGAAGGCGUUUUGCUGUUAUAGGAGGAAGAAGGCGAAGGUUGUCGCUGGGGCUGCGGAGAGGGCUUGGCCGGGGGGUAAGGAGCGUGGGGGUCGCGUGGGCAAGGUUGCUGGGAGGGUCGCUGGGUUUCUCUAA